Molecule: messenger RNA, 5867 nt
Organism: Galleria mellonella (greater wax moth)
Lineage: Eukaryota; Metazoa; Arthropoda; Insecta; Lepidoptera; Pyralidae
Product: potassium voltage-gated channel unc-103
Exons: 20
Coding region: 841-3738 (965 amino acids)
Biological process (GO): potassium ion transmembrane transport; membrane repolarization during action potential
Cellular component (GO): membrane
Molecular function (GO): inward rectifier potassium channel activity
Source: RefSeq, a predicted model, not a curated record
GCGGUCGGGCGGCGGGUCCGUACCACCAGUGCCCGACGCGCGCACAGCGACCUCUUGCGUGCGCCGCUCGCUUGUGCUCCAUCGAGUUUACGUCCGGUGACCACGCUGCGGACUCUGCCGCUUCUCACACUGCCAUCGAAUUGUUAUCUAAAUAUCGUUCCUAGGCCUCUCGCCUUUAGUGAACGUCGACGCGUUUUAUACGAUUUCUGUAUGUCUGCUAUAUACAACGGAAACCAUUUUACGUAUCCAACAUAAUGUACAAGCGUACACUAAAGCCGAGCGUUUUAAUCGAUCGACUGCAUUAAAAAAUAAAAACUAUUUAUAUCGUUUCGCAGGCAACUCAAACAGCUUUUGUUACGCUAUAAUAAAGCUUAUAAGCUUGAUUUUUACGUAUUUACCGAAAAGUGGUCAGACAUCACUUGUACGUGUUGUUUAUAAGAUAAAGAAAAAUAAUAAGAGUGGUGCCGUCCUGUGCUUAGUUCUUUAAGUGAAUGUUGCGUCAAUUCUCGAGAGGUGUUUUUCUUGGAGUAUCUUUCUUUGCGAGCUUAAGCGAUUUAUAUUUAUUCGAUUAUUUUUUGCUUUUAUUUGCUAUUUUUAAGUGAAAAAAACGCGAUCCAUGCUUGGAGUUAUGACUACCAUGCUUAAUAUAAAUACUCUUUUGGGGUUGAAGAUACUCAAGAGUUACAAGAAUCCACGGUAAUAAAAGGUGUAUCUAUGCAAAAUACGGCAAUCGCUCUUCUGGAGUCGGCGUCGGCCUACGAGAGAGCCGUGCUGGAAUGUGAGCACUUAGAGGCGUCAGAACACGGCGGGUUUCGGUGAGAACGUUGGCGCGGCAGCGGCAUGGAAGAGCGUGGACCCCCCGACGUGCCGUUGAUCGUGACGCCUCCUUGCGGUGGCGCCGGCGGUGGUGGUGGCGCGGCGCUCACAACCUCACGGCGCGUUGCUUCUGCCCGCGGCUCGCGCGACGAUGCGCCUCCAUCCACCUGGCGUUCCUCCGUACGUGUACGCGACACAGGUUUCCGCGGUUCUCGGAAAAGUGUUGUUCGCCUUGAACCGCCCUGUAAUGGCCUCAACGGGUUACCAGCCAUCGGCAAGGAGGUACUUUCACUGGGUGCGACGGGGCCCAAGGGGACCACGCAGCCAUCUCAUCCCUGCACUAUCCUCCACCAUUCUCCUUACAAGGCCGCUUGGGAUUGGUUGAUUCUAAUUUUGGUGAUCUACACGGCGAUAUUCACACCGUACGUGGCUGCUUUCCAACUGAAUGAGCCUGACUUCGACAAGCGAUCGCGCAGCUUUGGAGAAGAUCCCAUUGUGGUGAUUGACAUGAUUGUGGACGUAACUUUCAUUAUCGAUAUACUGAUAAACUUCCGUACAACAUUUGUGAAUGCUGCGGAUGAGGUGGAAUCGGAUCCGGCCAAGAUAGCGAUGCACUACUUGCGCGGGUGGUUCGUCAUCGACCUCGUCGCCGCCAUCCCUUUCGACCUUCUGCUGUUCGGAACCGACACCGACGAACAGGGGCUGGAAAGUGAUGAGACGACGACGCUCAUCGGUCUUCUGAAGACUGCGCGGUUGCUGCGACUCGUGCGCGUCGCCCGCAAAAUUGACAGAUACUCCGAAUAUGGCACUGCCGUCCUACUUCUCCUUAUGUCCACAUUUGUGCUUAUUGCGCAUUGGCUCGCUUGUUUGUGGUAUGCCAUUGGCAGUUGGGAGCGGCCUCAGUUGCACGCACCUAUUGGAUGGUUAGACGCACUUGCCAAUGAUGUACAAGCUUCUUAUGAUAAUUCCACUGGUCCGUCAAUGAGAUCCCGUUACAUUACCGCCCUUUAUUUCACGUGCACUUCUUUAACUAGCGUUGGAUUCGGUAAUGUAGCCCCAAAUACUGACAUGGAAAAGGGGUUUACGAUAUUCGUCAUGCUCGUUGGAUCUCUAAUGUACGCCAGUAUUUUCGGGAAUGUAUCAGCGAUUAUACAACGACUUUACUCUGGAACAGCUCGCUAUCAUACACAAAUACUGAGAGUUCGUGAAUUUAUUCGAUUUCACCAGAUAGCUAACCCCUUACGCCAAAGACUAGAGGAAUAUUUUCAACAUGCAUGGAGUUACACUAAUGGCAUCGAUACUUCAAGUGUACUCAAAGGUUUCCCUGAAUGUCUUCAAGCCGAUAUUUGCCUUCACCUCAACCGCAAUUUACUUGCUAGCUGUUCUGCUUUCGAAGGUGCCAGUCCAGGAUGCCUUAGGGCGCUGUCGCUGAGGUUCAAGACCACACACGCACCUCCCGGUGAAACGUUAGUUCAUCGGGGAGAUGUUCUCACCUCUUUGUAUUUCAUUUCUCGAGGAUCUAUCGAAAUACUGAAAGAUGAUAUCGUCAUGGCUAUUCUAGGUAAAGAUGACAUAUUUGGUGAAAACCCGUGCGUGUACCCGACCGUGGGGCGCAGCAACUGCCGCGUGCGCGCCCUGACGUACUGCGACCUGCACCGCGUCCACCGGGACGACCUGCUCGACGUGCUCGACUUCUACCCCGAGUUCCGAGCCUCCUUCGUCAACAACCUGGAGAUUACAUAUAAUAUGCGCGAUGAGGAACUGAGUGGCAUAGAGCCUCGCCGACGCAUGCGUUACGAGAAUCCAUCUGAAGCGCGUCUACUACGCGAAGCGUACGCACGCACCACUCGACGUCCACACACAGAAACAUUUGCGGAAAAAGUGGAUUCGCAGUGUAGUGACGACGACACCGAAUCUCCAGCCAGCCGUGGUAUUCUUGAAUUCUCCACUGACAAGGCUGGACAAGAUGUGACACCGCUCAAUUUCAAUUUUAGCAAACAACGAUCAACUACUCUCAAUUCAAUUACUGGCAUGCUAGCGCAACUAAAACGGAGCUUCCCAGACCUCUACCAUCAUAAAACACACCAGCCGCUGCACAACAAGUACUCGCAAUCAACACCUCAAACAUAUAGAGGUCGUGCGGCUGUACGACGACAAUCGUCCGUGGGUCCAUUGAAUGACACGUCGCCACUAACAGGGGGCGCAGCGGCAGGGGAGCCAGCCGUCAGUACUCCCGCCCACAGCACUACGUUACCAGUGUCCAGCCUCAGCACCAACCCAAGCUCGUACUACACGAAUGCGUCCCCUAGUCCGCCAGCGGCGCCGCCCGCUCCCGUGCACGUCUCCUGCGACGACAUCUUGGCGCCUACAGCGCCGCCGUCUGCUGCACGAACGCCGUCAUCGCGCUCUGCUCCACAUUCAGCGAUCAAUCUUCACCAAACAGGCCGACCCGCUGCACUUUCUUUCAAUUCUGAAAAGACACAAAAUGCUGCACUGGACAGUGUUUCUCCGCAAUAUCAAAACGUUGGAGCAGCUGCAACAGCGGCUUCGGUAGCUACAGUCCUGACAAGGCUCGAAGAGCUAAGCCGACGAGUGGCGCUACUAGAAACUGGCCUCACAAAUGACGUGCGCCGCAUCCUACAACUGUUGCAAGCGCGCGACCCAGCGCACCACAAUACCCAGCCGGCGCACACACCUUCGCAACCGCUGCCGAAAUCAUCACUUUCUGUGCCUCAAAAAAAUGACAAUCAAUGGGAAUGGACUUGGAACGGUGACCGAGAACGUGAGCGCAACGGGCCGCGUCACGGGCGCGGGGAACGUGCCGAGCGCACGCCGGGCGUGCAGCGCUCCGCCUCGGAGCCGCACGCGCCCGUCCCGCCGGCGCUGCCACCACCACCGCACUCGCACUCUUUUUACAGGUAGUGUGAGGCAGGCGAGACGAGCGCCCCCCGGCGGCGGCCGUCGACGCGCUCGCUCGCCGAGUGGGCAUCGUGCGGCUCGCUGGCGAGUGGACGGACGGCCGCCGGCGCGCCGCCGCCCGCCGCCGGCUGCACGCGCCCGCCCGCGCCGCGCGCGCGCUUCCACUUCUGCCGGCGCAUCGCGCGCUCCCGGCCCGACGACGACCGGAGCUUCCUCUGACGCGGCCCCACCCCACGCAUGGACCAAUUUUGUACUUCCGAUAACGCCUAAAUUGAACACGUCCUCGCGAGCGGCUGGACCCGUCCGCCGAGACCGCAACGAGUCCAUUCGUAAUAUCUCGAACAAGCUUUUGUAAAAAGAAAAACGUAAAAAUGUCCAGCGAACCGGAUUCGUUUAGUAUAGAGACUUGGAACGUCGUCGGUUCUCUUAUGAGAUAACACGUGUGGUUUGAAACGCAAUAAGUGAUGGUAUAUUGGGUGCUUUAAUUUUAUGUAAUUUACGGGCUUCUAUGAUGUAAGCCAUUUUUUAUUAUUACGUAUGAGUAUAUAAAGUACGACAGCACUAUCUGACAGUAUUACUCUUCGAAGUUCACAAAAAUAUUUGUUUAUACAUUCAAGGCUGCCUGAAUUUAUUAUUAUAGGUUGUUGAUUUCCAGGAAAUUCAGGAUGAGGUUUAUAAGACUGAGAGAUUACGUAACUACCGUGAACUGUAUUUCCAGAAGAGAGUAAACGAUAAACGCUUUCUACCCGUCCUUGCUCCUUGCCUUCACAUAGUAGCUAGGUAAUGUAUAACGUCACUACUAGAAAGGUCAAGAUUAUUUGAAUCCUGAAUACUCCUUGUGGAAGUGCGUUUAUGAAGAUCACUUGACACAUAGGUAUACACUACCGCAUUGUCUUUAAUAAUGCAUAGCUAUAAAAAUAUUUUGUCAAACUAUUUUCGACUUCAUUAUAUUCAUUCAACAAAGCAUUUGACUAUGUAUAAACAUUUUACCGAUUAAAGCUGUUAAUCGAACUAAUAUAAAAUUCGCAAAACGUCUUCAACACCUUUUCCUUUAUAAUUUAAGUAUAUUAUUAAAAGUGUGGCUCAAAUUAUUGACUUUACGUUGUAUCCUAAUAGGUAUGAGUAAGAAAUUUAGCCAAUAUAUCAUUAUAAGCAAUAAUGAAACCCACCAUAAUUAAGGAUCUACUUGUACAUGAGAUUAUUGUAAGUGGCUAUAAAAUAUUUCAUUCUAAUCUAUAAAUUAUAUUCAGAUAGUGCUAAUUAUUUUACUUCACGCUGUACGUUUUAUGAAUAAAUCGAUGUUGUUUCGUAAAUCAUUCAAGGGUGGUGCUAGGAUUUAUAUGAUCAUACCACAUUAACGAGAAGUCUCUAAACGUUGCAUUCGUUGGCAUAGUCGUCACGCAUUCACAUAACCCUAAGUAAUCUGACAAGGACCAUUUUAUAAAUACAAAACAGGCGCAACCAUCAUAGCAGGUUCACAUUGCAUCUAAUACUUACUCAGCUAGAAAAAUUAUACGGUUCUAAACACGCUCGUACUGUGUGCUAAAUUGUAUGGAGUUUCUAUCAAUAGGUUAGCACUUAUUGAAAUACAAAUAAGUAAAUAACGUUAAUAUAGGUAGUCCUGUAUUAAAGUUAUUUUUUUAUUGACUAUACCUAUUAAGAUAUGAUAAUGAUCUUAAUGAUAAUUUUACGUAAUGCAUAUUUUAUACAAGGUCUACCGUACCCUUACUUGGUACCAAGUCCAUCGUACUACAGUGAAGUAACUACCUACUUUAAAAUAUUACCAAUAAAAUAUAUUACUUACCAAUACAUGUUAAAUACAUUGUUAUGUAAAAAAAGACCGUGCCUUUAUUAAUCAGUUCGCGGAAACAUAACUAAAAUGUACUUUAACAAACGUACCUAAGGCUUCGUUUUGUAAAAAAAAAUCGUAUUCCUGCUAUUGCAGUACAAUAAAAGUCAUUUAAUUAACACAACAAUUUAUUUUCCUAUCUUUAACUAUAUAUAUUUUAAUAAAAUUGAAAUUAUCACGACUUUCGAAUUAAUCCUUGGUCAAAAUAUUCCACCUGCAACUGAAUAAAUUAUAACGAUAUUGUAUUUAUUUCAUAAUACAGUUUUACACAUUAUUAUAUAAG